This is a messenger RNA of Gloeophyllum trabeum ATCC 11539, 1901 nucleotides long. RefSeq names its product G-alpha-domain-containing protein. Gene Ontology annotation, cellular component: heterotrimeric G-protein complex. Gene Ontology annotation, biological process: adenylate cyclase-activating G protein-coupled receptor signaling pathway. Gene Ontology annotation, molecular function: G-protein beta/gamma-subunit complex binding; GTPase activity; G protein-coupled receptor binding. NCBI's taxonomy places the organism in Eukaryota, Fungi, Basidiomycota, Agaricomycetes, Gloeophyllales, Gloeophyllaceae. The transcript has 11 exons. The coding region runs from base 164 to 1603 and encodes 479 amino acids. The record is from RefSeq and is a predicted model, not a curated record.
GGUACCGCUAGACUUCUUUAUGCGGUUUCCUUCCGGGGCUUCUCCUCAUUUCAAAGCCUGCUCGAUAUGAGCAGCUUGAUGUACUAAUAUCUUUCCGUGCACGCUUUCAAAUUGUAUCUCUCGGGUUCGCUCGUUUUCUUUGUCCAUUUCACCAGCAUCUGUGAUGCGCCAGCGUGGUUCGAUCAGCUACGAGUCGGGGCACGUAUGGCCGCCCCCACCCCCCGAACGCGACGAGACGGAGGAACAGCGAGCGGAGCGGUUGGAGCAGGAGCGAGAAGCAAAGCGGGUGAGCGAUGAGAUCGACAAGGCGAUUGAGCAGCAGCGGGAGGAGAUGAAGAAACGGCGGCCACAGAUGAAGAUUCUGCUCCUAGGGCAAGCAGAGUCGGGUAAAUCGACAAUGCUGAAGAACUUCCAGCUGCAGUUUACGCCGAAGGCGUUUAAGGCUGAGUCCGGGGCAUGGAGAGCAGUCAUCCAUCUGAACCUCGUCCGCUCAGUCAAUUUCAUCCUUGACCUUCUCUCCCCCAACCCCCGCUUCACGCAUGCGGGCUCGCCCGCCUCCGUCAUCAUCUCCGGCUCUGACCUCCUUGGGCAGCAGCAGCCCCAGUACGUGCACACCGACGGCCCGGUGGGGCCCAUCAUCGAGCCUACCCCCGAGCUCAAGCAGCUCAGGAUGCGGCUGUCGCCGCUGAAGCGGGUGGAGGAGAUGCUCAGCAAGCGCAUAUCCGCGGACGACCCGAACCCCGUGCGGAAGGGGUUGAACUCGGCGAGCGAGGUGUCGGUGCGGUCGGGGAGCGGGUGGAAGGCGCUGGCGAGGCUCAGCCACCGGACGCGCCCCGCUAGCCCGGACGAGCUCGAGGACGCCGGGCGCGUGAUUGAGGCGUGCAGGGACGAUAUUAUUGAGUUGUGGGCGGACCCCGUUGUGCAGAAGGGCUUGAAGAGCAACGAGAUUGCGCUACAGGAGCAGUCAGGCUUUUUCCUAAAUGAAGUUUCUCGAAUAGCGGUCAAAGACUACACGCCCACACCAGAGGAUAUCCUCAAGGCGCGCUUACAGACGAUGGGCGUCGAGGAGCACCGUCUUAUUAUGGAGACUGCGACGGAGUCAGGGAAGGAGUGGGUCAUUUACGACGUCGGCGGUAGCCGAGGACAAAGACCUGCUUGGGCACCUUUCUUUGAUGACGUCAACGCUAUCAUUUUCCUCGCCCCUAUAUCCGCCUUCAACCAAACGCUCUCCGAAGACAAGUCUGUCAACCGUUUAUGGGACUCCUUUUAUCUAUGGCAGUCGAUAUGCACGAAUCGCAUCCUCGCGAAUGUCACCAUCAUCCUGCUACUCAAUAAAGUGGACGUCCUUGAGGCGAAGCUCCAGGCGGGUGUGAAUUUCUCGAAGUAUGUGACGAGCUACAAGGACCAGCCGAACGACGUAGAGCACGUUAGCAAGUAUUUGAAGGCGAAAUUCUCGGCCAUCCAUCGACAACACUCCAACCGAAAUCGGAAACUGCACAUACACCUUACGACAGCAACGGAUCACCGAGCAACCUCUAUCAUCCUUGUUCGCAUCCGCGAAGUCAUCCUAACAAACAACCUAAUCGACUCCGAUUUCGUGUGAGCACGACUCUCGUCUGCCUCUCCCCCCGCGAUCCUCAUCCACCGAUCUAAGCAUCUGACCACCCCGCGCCCGGUGCGCAUUACAUCUCACUCAUUUUCUUAUGUACACAUGGAAUGGAUGGACGGAUGGAUACACGCACGGGAGCGGGGAAGGGUUAGGUGUACUGCGCGCGAUCUACGAGAUGCGGAGAGGAAUAUGGUGUGCUAUUUGUUCGUGUACUGAUGUUCGACUAAUUACCGUAAUCGGCUUUGUGCUAAUUUAUCUCUCAUCUAUCAUCACGAACCAUAUUGCUGCCCGC